AUGAGCGGCCCCAUCAACGUUGCUUCUGAGUCCGAAUGGAGUAGUCUCCUCUCGGGUACAAAUGUGGUGAUCGCAGAUUUCUACGCCGACUGGUGUGGUCCCUGCAAGAUGAUUGCGCCUACAUUCGAAGCUCUCGCCAAAGAACACUCACGUCCGAAGAAGGUUGCCUUUGCAAAGGUCAACGUCGAUAACCAGUCCGGCAUCGCUCGAGCCCAAGGUGUUUCCGCCAUGCCGACCUUCAAGAUCUUCCACAACGGUACCUGCAUCGAGACCAUCAAGGGCGCCAACCCUCCCGCUCUCACAGCGGCUAUCAAUAAUGCGGUAAAGCUUGGCGGACCAGCUACUGGCAAUGUUUUCAAGACUCCCGGCCGAACGCUCGGUGGCGAGUCACGAUCUGCCUCUCUAUCUAAGCAGUGGAACUUGAAAGCCGUCUUCGAUGCUCUGAUUACGUUCUUUGGACUAUACUUUGUUUCUUUGUUCACGUUUGACCCGUAUAAGUCAGCGGAAGAGAGCCCUUUCAAUGUUCAUCGUAAACCAGCACCAAGAAGCACUGGUGGUUCGCAGAGCGCCGGUGGUGCCAGAGCUCCUCCACUAUCUUCACGGUUGUAUUCUUCUUCCACUCCUUUACUUCGCCCGCAACGUAUCUCGUCCUCCCGUUACUUGCAGCCCAAUGGGAAGGCUGCAAUUACACAGGCAUUUUCGACGUCAAGAUGUUUGCGACAAGACACACAAACAACGGGACAGGGGUCGCCGGAGGAAAUUGAGCAAAUUGUACGAGACGCUAAGCAGAGAUUUCGAGAUACUUUACCAAAAGGAUAUCUUAAUGACGAAGAAUAUGCGGUUUACGAACGGCUGUACGGUGCGCCGCUGCGUGAGACGAGACCUGAAGAUGUCGGUAUUCCAGAACAUGCAGACAUGGGACCACAGCCCCCACGGCCAGAUAACGAAGGCAUUCUAUUGCGGGAACUUGAGGGUGGCGAAUUUGAGGAGGUCACUUACGAAAUUCCUUUGAAUGAGGGUGUCGAAGACAUCAUCGAACCAACUCCGGAACCUGACUUGGAGGACCGCGCAAUCGACCAAAUUGUGCCAGGCUAUGUGGAUCUAGUUGCCAGAAGCCAACGAGAAUAUGAUGCACUACAGAAGCUUUCAGAGGAUUUCAAGGUCGCGCAGCAGAAGCAACAAGAGGCCGAAGAUGAGGCAGCGGCCCUGGAAGCGUUGGAAACGGAGCAGCAGGAGGAAGAUACGAAAGCGACAUGGCCCGAGGAGUAUGAGCCUGGUGAGCGACCCUCUGGCGAGGAGGCACGAUUUCACCCUUUGACUCUGGAGGGUCGCUUCUGGGGAAGCCCCGUUGAGAUCCUCUUGCCACAGGACGAAAUGAUCAUGCCGAUUCGUGAUCUUUUACAGCGAACUCACAUCGAUCACGUCAAGAGUGCCGCUGAAACUGCGUUUGGUGGUCCAGGUCUUCCUUUGUCUCCUGCGACACCUGAGGCUAAGAGGAAUGGAAAUAUGUUUGGUGUCGGCCUUCCGGCAGAUCAGCGACAUAUGACUGAGAUUGAAGGCGAUGCUUUUCUGGCAGGCUUUAUGCCGCCAGCCUAUGCUUCAAUAAUGGCUACCCUCAAAGAAGUUCGCAAGCGAGUCGGAAGCGAGUGGCUUCAGUCUAAGCUUAAAGAUGGUAGCGGUGUAAGCGUUCUUGAUGCAGGAUCUGGUGGCGCAGGCUUGAUUGCCUGGGACGAGAUUGUGCGAGCAGAAUGGGAUCUACUGAAGGAAAAGGGUGAAGUUAAGGGAGACGACCCCCCAGGCAAGCGGACAGUCAUUAUUGGCUCUGAUCGUUUACGACACCGUACCAAGACUUUCCUGGAAAAUACCACUUUCCUCCCUCGACUUCCCGACUAUGAGCACUCGGGAGAGAUGAAGGGUGAGCAUCUAGAUGCGGGUAGCAAGCCUCAACCCCGCAAGAGCUACGAUGUUAUUAUCGCCUCUCAUCUCUUUCUGAAGGAAGAACAGGACCACUACCGACAGGCAGUCCUUAACAAACUCUGGUCCUUACUGAACAAAGAUGGUGGUGUUCUGAUUGUCCUAGAGAAGGCCCAUCCUCGAGGAUUUGAGGCUGUCGCUCAUGUUCGAGACACCGUUCUUCGGCAGUUCCUUUUGCCCCAAUCCGGAGAGCCAGAGCUUGACAGUGAAGGGUUCAACCCUGCCUACGAACGCGAAAAGGAGCUUGGAUAUGUUGUUGCCCCCUGUACUAACCAGGGACUGUGCCCGAUGUAUCAGACACCUGGCAAGAGCAAAGGUCGCAAGGAUUACUGCCACUUCAGUCAGAGAUUUGUUCGUCCUGCGUUCUAUUCUCGAAUGCUUGGAAACAGCACGAGGAAUCAGGGCGAAGUCGAGUUUAGCUAUGUUGCUUUCAGACGUGGUGUCGCUAAGGAGCGGUCUAUAAGUGGUAAAGAAGCCGCAAACCGAGCCUUCGAAGGAUACGAAGACUCUGCUGAAAAGCCCGAUAUGCAGAGCCUGCCGCGAUCUAUCAUGCCUCCGUUGAAGAAGAAGGGACACGUAACCCUUGAUUUCUGCACACCGGAAGGCAAACUUGAGAGAUGGACCGUCACUAAGAGCCAGAGUAAACUCGCAUACCACGAUGCUCGCAAGUCACGAUGGGGCGACCUUUGGGCUCUCGGAGCCAAGACGCGAGUUCCACGUAACGCUCGUGUUGGCAAGGGACCCGACGACGGUGGCAAACGAGCCGGCCAAGGCAAGAAGCCCAGAAAGGUCGAGAUUGUCAUGGGACCUGGCGGAAUCAGUGCCAACGAGAAGAACGCCCCUCGUGAGCGUCGUGGAAAGAACAAGAUGGACAAGAAGAGCCGCCUUAUCAAGGAGAUUCUCGAGGCGGAGGAAGAGGAAGAGAGAAUAAUCGCCAAGCAGAUGGAUGAAGAAGUAGAGGCUGAACUGCAAGACGACUCUGACAGACGAGGUCGAUCAUAG
Molecule: messenger RNA, 2976 nt
Organism: Fusarium tjaetaba
Lineage: Eukaryota; Fungi; Ascomycota; Sordariomycetes; Hypocreales; Nectriaceae
Product: RSM22-mitochondrial ribosomal small subunit
Exons: 4
Coding region: 1-2976 (991 amino acids)
Biological process (GO): translation
Cellular component (GO): mitochondrial small ribosomal subunit
Molecular function (GO): methyltransferase activity; structural constituent of ribosome
Source: RefSeq, a predicted model, not a curated record